GGGGAGAAUUGUAUUGUAUAGACUGAAAAGGGCAGUAUUAUCAUUAUACAAUAACUAGUCAAGGCUCUGGAUAUGAAAUAUAUGUAUCACAACACUUUGUUCAAAAUGUAAUUAUCAAAAUUCACUUCAAAGUAAAAUCGUUUGAAUGGAUUCCAAUUUUGACACAAGCCCUACAAAAAUACAAAUUAUUUUCAAAUUCAAUUUUUAUGCGUGAUGUACAAGACAACAAAGUGUUGAUCCAUAAUAGUUUGAUAUCUAACUAAAGUUGAGAUGUGAAAUGUGUUUGUGAAAUGAUACAUAUCAAUACAGCUUACCUUAGAAUUGGUGUCUUUGAGUUGGAUGUCACUAUGAACAGAUGCAUUGGUUAAUCAUAUCCCAGAACAUGGCCCAUGGCAACAAGCUUGUUGAAACCUUGUUGCUUAAACAAUAGGGAUUGUCAAAACACAGCAUACAUCAUAUGAGAUAAGUGCUAUGACAAAGCAGCAGCAUGAAGCUAAAUAUUGUUUGUUUCUAGUGUGUCUCAAGGCACAAUGAUUUUUCUAUUUGCUCUUUGACGCUGCACUCAGCAAUAUUCUAGCAAUAUGACAGCAGUCUGUCAUUAAUUGAGUCUGGACCAGACAUCAUGAGCAUCGAUGUAUUCAAUUUGGAUAUUCUGCCCACCCGAUCCCAUUACUUGCCACUUAUGACAAGCAUGGGUUGCUGAAGGCUAUUCUAACCCGGAUCUUGACAGGUUGACACUCAUGAAGAUGUUAAGGUGUACGCUUUGGGAUGUAGUGUCACCUGAAGAUCCGGGGUAAAAUAGAUCUUCAGCAGCCCAUGCUUGUUGUAAAAAGCAACUAUGCUAUACUAGUCUUAAGAGGCAACUAAUGGGAUAUUGUGGUCAGACUCGCUGACUUGGUUGAUGCAUGUGUAGAAAUAUUGAAAUUUCCUCUGAUUAUGUAGGAUAGAUGGUAGCAUUUACGUGGUUAAUAGCUCCUUACCGAUAUGUAGUUCGCUUGGGACAGCGCGUUUCAGAUCUUGCCCCACGUGCGGGCACGUGCGUUUGUCGGCUGCAUGCCGAUUUAGUGUUUACAGUCGUGGGUCGUAUGGUAAGAGCGCUCCGAUUGGUUGGUGACAGACUGGAUUAGCCAGUGGCUGCACUGUUUAGACGUGUUGACCCAGAGGUUACGUGUCCUUGCGAGUAUAUAAGAGAUAGGCGCGAAUGCUCUCAUUGUCUUGCAUGAUUGGGAAGAUCAUUACAGAUGAGGGAGACCACACCAAAUUACCGUGUUCGGAGGACGAACAAUUCCCCAAUCCCUAGUGAUUUUAGGCAAUAAAGAUCUAAAUUCUGUGGCAACUUUAGAAUUAUUGGGUAAAUUGUUAGAAAGCUGGGUUGGACGGGUGGAUUUAAGCAGGAAAUAAUGUCAGCUAUGUGAUGUAGCUACAUUGACCGAUCGUGUUCGGAGGUCGAACAUUUCCCCAAUCCCUAGUGAUUUUAGGCAAUAAAGAUCUAAAUUCUGUGGCAACUUUAGAAUUACUGGGUAAAUUGUUAGAAAGCUGGGUUGGACGGGUGGAUUUAAGCAGGAAAUAAUGUCAGCUAUGUGAUGUAGCUACAUAGACCAAUUGUGUUUGGAGGUUUGAAAGGGUGGUUUGUUUUCAUAGACUGUGUUAAGGAUGUUGUAGGGAUUAAAGUGGGUUAGUGAGGGGUUUGCUUUAGGCUGCUUUUGAGUUUUAUUUUGAGGGUAUAAGUAGGAUUUUUGAUUAGGAUUGAUUGAUUGAUUGAUUGAUUUGUAAUUGUUGUUGAGUUCGUAUUUAUAUUUUGAUACAGUUGGUUUUUUUUCGUUUUGUUUAUUUUUCUGUAAUAAACCUUUGAAACUUGAUUAUAUUUUGUUGUGAAUCACCUCCCUACAUCCAACGAACUGAGGUUAUAAAGGACAGACAGAGGGACCAUAGACACUUUAUUUUAGUAUUUUCGGCAUUAAUAUCUUCAGAAUAAAAGAAACACAACGCAAAGUCAUGGUGUCUUAAAGUGGCCAAAGUCUGUCCUGUUACAUUUUUGGUGCCGAGACCAGGAUGUAGUGGUAUUGGUGAUUUAUACUGAAAUUAAUUAAUUGAAAUUAAAUUAGGGAUAUUAGUUUAAAAAGGAUAGUUUGUUAAAAUGAAUGCAAGUGAACAGGGUUUUGACUUGUUUAACUUCAGUUUCUUGUCACCUCCCUCUGAAGAUAGUUUUCAUGGUCUUCCAUCUAGACCAGGAGUAUUUACUUCUACCCCUAGACCGAGUGGAUUUACACCAGGGUCGCAAACAUUGAUAGAUGUAGGGAUGAAUGCAUCCAGUGCAAACAUGUUCCCACAAUCAAACUCAGGUUAUCCCUCUUUUUGGGACCAGAAUGUGAUUAUACCUAGGGAUGUGAGUACUCAAGCAGUAGACCACAGCAGAAGGUCUGUUAGAUUUGAUAUACCAGUAGAUGUUAGUGAGGGUGAUAGGUUACCAUAUAGAGUUAACCCCAUUGUAGGAGGAAGCAUUUAUCCUUCUUCACAGAGCAAUCGACAAGUAGAUAGGUUGGAUAGCACACUCUGUUCUGAUUUCAGAGGAAGACAUGGUAGGCCCAGAGAAGGAACCUCCUCACGUUUUCUUUCUGAUGGCAAUGAAAGAAUACCCAGCAGAAAUUUUAAAAUGACUAGAAGGGAAAAACAACCUGACACUUUCGAUGGUAAAACUAGUGACUGGCAGGAUUACAUGGUGCAUUUUGAGCAGGUCACCAACUGGAAUGGUUGGAAUGAGCAGGAGAAGGCUCAACAGCUCUCAAUGAGUUUACGGGGGGCAGCUCAAAAGAUGCUAAGCAGUUUAACCUUUGGGCAGUUGGGUGAUUAUAAUGCCAUCAGAAAUGUCCUUCAACAAAGGUUUAAUCCCAGGGAAAGGAGUGUUGCCUAUCGAUGUGAGUUUCGAAACAGGAGGCAAGAAAAAGAUGAAUCAGUCACUGAUUAUGGUUAUCAAUUGCGUAGGCUAGCCCUUUUGGCUUACCCGGAAGUGCCAUACAUGGCUCUAGAGAUGCAGAUCAUAGACCAAUUUGUCAAUGGGCUAACCUCAUUUGAAAUGAAAAAGAAAGUGACCUUUAGCCAUCCACACACUCUGGAUGAGGCCAUUUCUUCCGCACUAGAAUACGAAGCAAUGGAAGGCAAUAGGGCUAGAAAACCUGUAGAAGGGAAAGUUAGUGUUGUUCAAAGCUCACCUGAUCAAGAACAUAGGGAAAAAAGGAACAGUGAGGUAGGACUAGGUGACAUUUUGAAACUGAUAGAAGAGAAGUUUAAAACUCUCGAGGGUUCGAAUGGUCAGUCUAGGCUCAGACAAAAAGGUUGUUUCUAUUGUCAGGAGAAAGACCACUUUAGGGACUAUUGUCCAAAACUGCUGGCGAAAUUAACUAAGAACUUAGCACUAACAGAGCAGACCGAAGGUAGAUCGGAAAACAUAUAGAGGCUGAAGUAGAGGCCGUUGCUUCAGCCACUUGUCAGUCGAUAAAGAGGCCAUGUGCUGAGUUAGAGGUUGUGAGCCAAGUGGAGCAAGUUCCACUCCUACCAAAUAUUAGUAUUACAACAGAAGUUUCUUCAGUUGAUCAGGAAAAAGUACCUAUUAGUCUUCGGAAUGUGCAGGGCGAUCCUAAUUGCCUGUAUAUGGAUAUCCUUUUGAACAAAGGCUAUUGUAGUACUUUGAUUGAUACAGGUUCACCUAUUUCUCUACUUUCUCAUGCUGACUUUAGAAGGUUGGGGUUCGGGGACUCGUUGCUCGUCCAAACGAACAUCAACCUCACUACUGCUAAUGGAAAGGAUAUAGAUGUCAAGGGGCAGUUUAUGGUUCAGUUUAGCUCGGGACGUUCAAGUUUUGAACAGAGUUUUGUGGUUGCUGACCUUGACAAGUUAUCUGGAAUCCUGGGCAUGGGCUUUUUGGAGAAAUAUAGGGGAGAAAUCAAAAUUGUUAAGCAGGAAUUGAAAACCUGCAAAGGCAAGAUUAAACUGCACAAACUGAAGACUUACAACUGUUCGCGAGUUAGAGUGACAGAAAGAACCAAAAUCCCAGCCCAUUCCGAGAAAAUGAUAUUUUGUAAAGCUGAUACCGGUGUAAUUGAACCUAAUAAGUACUGGCGGAAUAAGGGUCUUUUUGUCGCAAGGAGUUUGGUUCGGUCAGACAGAGAGCACUUGGUGAUAUCGGUACUGAAUUUUAGUGGAAAAGGGGUGAACUUGGAACCAGAUGGUGAAGACGGCCAUCCCGGGUCCCAGAUCCAAAGAGCUUCUAAGGGAUCUGGAAUCAAUACAGGUGACCUGAAAGUUUGACCUGAUAGUUUGACAGGGGAGAAUUGUAUUGUAUAGACUGAAAAGGGCAGUAUUAUCAUUAUACAAUAACUAGUCAAGGCUCUGGAUAUGAAAUAUAUGUAUCACAACACUUUGUUCAAAAUGUAAUUAUCAAAAUUCACUUCAAAGUAAAAUCGUUUGAAUGGAUUCCAAUUUUGACACAAGCCCUACAAAAAUACAAAUUAUUUUCAAAUUCAAUUUUUAUGCGUGAUGUUCAAGACAACAAAGUGUUGAUCCAUAAUAGUUUGAUAUCUAACUAAAGUUGAGAUGUGAAAUGUGUUUGUGAAAUGAUACAUAUCAAUACAGCUUACCUUAGAAUUGGUGUCUUUGAGUUGGAUGUCACUAUGAACAGAUGCAUUGGUUAAUCAUAUCCCAGAACAUGGCCCAUGGCAACAAGCUUGUUGAAACCUUGUUGCUUAAACAAUAGGGAUUGUCAAAACACAGCAUACAUCAUAUGAGAUAAGUGCUAUGACAAAGCAGCAGCAUGAAGCUAAAUAUUGUUUGUUUCUAGUGUGUCUCAAGGCACAAUGAUUUUUCUAUUUGCUCUUUGACGCUGCACUCAGCAAUAUUCUAGCAAUAUGACAGCAGUCUGUCAUUAAUUGAGUCUGGACCAGACAUCAUGAGCAUCGAUGUAUUCAAUUUGGAUAUUCUGCCCACCCGAUCCCAUUACUUGCCACUUAUGACAAGCAUGGGUUGCUGAAGGCUAUUCUAACCCGGAUCUUGACAGGUUGACACUCAUGAAGAUGUUAAGGUGUACGCUUUGGGAUGUAGUGUCACCUGAAGAUCCGGGGUAAAAUAGAUCUUCAGCAGCCCCUUGCUUGUUGUAAAAAGCGACUAUGCUAUACUAGUCUUAAGAGGCAAUUAAUGGGAUAUUGUGGUCAGACUCGCUGACUUGGUUGAUGCAUGUGUAGAAAUAUUGAAAUUUCCUCUGAUUAUGUAGGAUAGAUGGUAGCAUUUACGUGGUUAAUAGCUCCUUACCGAUAUGUAGUUCGCUUGGGACAGCGCGUUUCAGAUCUUGCCCCACGUGCGGGCACGUGCGUUUGUCGGCUGCAUGCCGAUUUAGUGUUUACAGUCGUGGGUCGUAUGGUAAGAGCGCUCCGAUUGGUUGGUGACAGACUGGAUUAGCCAGUGGCUGCACUGUUUAGACGUGUUGACCCAGAGGUUACGUGUCCUUGCGAGUAUAUAAGAGAUAGGCACGAAUGCUCUCAUUGUAUUGCAUGAUUGGGAAGAUCAUUACAGAUGAGGGAGAUCACACCAAAUUACUGUGUUCGGAGGUCGAACAUUUCCCCAAUCCCUAGUGAUUUUAGGCAAUAAAGAUCUAAAUUCUGUGGCAACUUUAGAAUUACUGGGUAAAUUGUUAGAAAGCUGGGUUGGACGGGUGGAUUUAAGCAGGAAAUAAUGUCAGCUAUGUGAUGUAGCUACAUAGACCAAUUGUGUUUGGAGGUUUGAAAGGGUGGUUUGUUUUCAUAGACUGUGUUAAGGAUGUUGUAGGGAUUAAAGUGGGUUAGUGAGGGGUUUGCUUUAGGCUGCUUUUGAGUUUUAUUUUGAGGGUAUAAGUAGGAUUUUUGAUUAGGAUUGAUUGAUUGAUUGAUUGAUUUGUAAUUGUUGUUGAGUUCGUAUUUAUAUUUUGAUACAGUUGGUUUUUUUUCGUUUUGUUUAUUUUUCUGUAAUAAACCUUUGAAACUUGAUUAUAUUUUGUUGUGAAUCACCUCCCUACAUCCAACGAACUGAGGUUAUAAAGGACAGACAGAGGGACCAUAGACACUUUAUUUUAGUAUUUUCGGCAUUAAUAUCUUCAGAAUAAAAGAAACACAACGCAAAGUCAUGGUGUCUUAAAGUGGCCAAAGUCUGUCCUGUUACAUUUUUGGUGCCGAGACCAGGAUGUAGUGGUAUUGGUGAUUUAUACUGAAAUUAAUUAAUUGAAAUUAAAUUAGGGAUAUUAGUUUAAAAAGGAUAGUUUGUUAAAAUGAAUGCAAGUGAACAGGGUUUUGACUUGUUUAACUUCAGUUUCUUGUCACCUCCCUCUGAAGAUAGUUUUCAUGGUCUUCCAUCUAGACCAGGAGUAUUUACUUCUACCCCUAGACCGAGUGGAUUUACACCAGGGUCGCAAACAUUGAUAGAUGUAGGGAUGAAUGCAUCCAGUGCAAACAUGUUCCCACAAUCAAACUCAGGUUAUCCCUCUUUUUGGGACCAGAAUGUGAUUAUACCUAGGGAUGUGAGUACUCAAGCAGUAGACCACAGCAGAAGGUCUGUUAGAUUUGAUAUACCAGUAGAUGUUAGUGAGGGUGAUAGGUUACCAUAUAGAGUUAACCCCAUUGUAGGAGGAAGCAUUUAUCCUUCUUCACAGAGCAAUCGACAAGUAGAUAGGUUGGAUAGCACACUCUGUUCUGAUUUCAGAGGAAGACAUGGUAGGCCCAGAGAAGGAACCUCCUCACGUUUUCUUUCUGAUGGCAAUGAAAGAAUACCCAGCAGAAAUUUUAAAAUGACUAGAAGGGAAAAACAACCUGACACUUUCGAUGGUAAAACUAGUGACUGGCAGGAUUACAUGGUGCAUUUUGAGCAGGUCACCAACUGGAAUGGUUGGAAUGAGCAGGAGAAGGCUCAACAGCUCUCAAUGAGUUUACGGGGGGCAGCUCAAAAGAUGCUAAGCAGUUUAACCUUUGGGCAGUUGGGUGAUUAUAAUGCCAUCAGAAAUGUCCUUCAACAAAGGUUUAAUCCCAGGGAAAGGAGUGUUGCCUAUCGAUGUGAGUUUCGAAACAGGAGGCAAGAAAAAGAUGAAUCAGUCACUGAUUAUGGUUAUCAAUUGCGUAGGCUAGCCCUUUUGGCUUACCCGGAAGUGCCAUACAUGGCUCUAGAGAUGCAGAUCAUAGACCAAUUUGUCAAUGGGCUAACCUCAUUUGAAAUGAAAAAGAAAGUGACCUUUAGCCAUCCACACACUCUGGAUGAGGCCAUUUCUUCCGCACUAGAAUACGAAGCAAUGGAAGGCAAUAGGGCUAGAAAACCUGUAGAAGGGAAAGUUAGUGUUGUUCAAAGCUCACCUGAUCAAGAACAUAGGGAAAAAAGGAACAGUGAGGUAGGACUAGGUGACAUUUUGAAACUGAUAGAAGAGAAGUUUAAAACUCUCGAGGGUUCGAAUGGUCAGUCUAGGCUCAGACAAAAAGGUUGUUUCUAUUGUCAGGAGAAAGACCACUUUAGGGACUAUUGUCCAAAACUGCUGGCGAAAUUAACUAAGAACUUAGCACUAACAGAGCAGACCGAAGGUAGAUCGGAAAACAUAUAGAGGCUGAAGUAGAGGCCGUUGCUUCAGCCACUUGUCAGUCGAUAAAGAGGCCAUGUGCUGAGUUAGAGGUUGUGAGCCAAGUGGAGCAAGUUCCACUCCUACCAAAUAUUAGUAUUACAACAGAAGUUUCUUCAGUUGAUCAGGAAAAAGUACCUAUUAGUCUUCGGAAUGUGCAGGGCGAUCCUAAUUGCCUGUAUAUGGAUAUCCUUUUGAACAAAGGCUAUUGUAGUACUUUGAUUGAUACAGGUUCACCUAUUUCUCUACUUUCUCAUGCUGACUUUAGAAGGUUGGGGUUCGGGGACUCGUUGCUCGUCCAAACGAACAUCAACCUCACUACUGCUAAUGGAAAGGAUAUAGAUGUCAAGGGGCAGUUUAUGGUUCAGUUUAGCUCGGGACGUUCAAGUUUUGAACAGAGUUUUGUGGUUGCUGACCUUGACAAGUUAUCUGGAAUCCUGGGCAUGGGCUUUUUGGAGAAAUAUAGGGGAGAAAUCAAAAUUGUUAAGCAGGAAUUGAAAACCUGCAAAGGCAAGAUUAAACUGCACAAACUGAAGACUUACAACUGUUCGCGAGUUAGAGUGACAGAAAGAACCAAAAUCCCAGCCCAUUCCGAGAAAAUGAUAUUUUGUAAAGCUGAUACCGGUGUAAUUGAACCUAAUAAGUACUGGCGGAAUAAGGGUCUUUUUGUCGCAAGGAGUUUGGUUCGGUCAGACAGAGAGCACUUGGUGAUAUCGGUACUGAAUUUUAGUGGAAAAGGGGUGAACUUGGAACCAGAUGGUGAAGACGGCCAUCCCGGGUCCCAGAUCCAAAGAGCUUCUAAGGGAUCUGGAAUCAAUACAGGUGACCUGAAAGUUUGACCUGAUAGUUUGACAGGGGAGAAUUGUAUUGUAUAGACUGAAAAGGGCAGUAUUAUCAUUAUACAAUAACUAGUCAAGGCUCUGGAUAUGAAAUAUAUGUAUCACAACACUUUGUUCAAAAUGUAAUUAUCAAAAUUCACUUCAAAGUAAAAUCGUUUGAAUGGAUUCCAAUUUUGACACAAGCCCUACAAAAAUACAAAUUAUUUUCAAAUUCAAUUUUUAUGCGUGAUGUACAAGACAACAAAGUGUUGAUCCAUAAUAGUUUGAUAUCUAACUAAAGUUGAGAUGUGAAAUGUGUUUGUGAAAUGAUACAUAUCAAUACAGCUUACCUUAGAAUUGGUGUCUUUGAGUUGGAUGUCACUAUGAACAGAUGCAUUGGUUAAUCAUAUCCCAGAACAUGGCCCAUGGCAACAAGCUUGUUGAAACCUUGUUGCUUAAACAAUAGGGAUUGUCAAAACACAGCAUACAUCAUAUGAGAUAAGUGCUAUGACAAAGCAGCAGCAUGAAGCUAAAUAUUGUUUGUUUCUAGUGUGUCUCAAGGCACAAUGAUUUUUCUAUUUGCUCUUUGACGCUGCACUCAGCAAUAUUCUAGCAAUAUGACAGCAGUCUGUCAUUAAUUGAGUCUGGACCAGACAUCAUGAGCAUCGAUGUAUUCAAUUUGGAUAUUCUGCCCACCCGAUCCCAUUACUUGCCACUUAUGACAAGCAUGGGUUGCUGAAGGCUAUUCUAACCCGGAUCUUGACAGGUUGACACUCAUGAAGAUGUUAAGGUGUACGCUUUGGGAUGUAGUGUCACCUGAAGAUCCGGGGUAAAAUAGAUCUUCAGCAGCCCCUUGCUUGUUGUAAAAAGCGACUAUGCUAUACUAGUCUUAAGAGGCAAUUAAUGGGAUAUUGUGGUCAGACUCGCUGACUUGGUUGAUGCAUGUGUAGAAAUAUUGAAAUUUCCUCUGAUUAUGUAGGAUAGAUGGUAGCAUUUACGUGGUUAAUAGCUCCUUACCGAUAUGUAGUUCGCUUGGGACAGCGCGUUUCAGAUCUUGCCCCACGUGCGGGCACGUGCGUUUGUCGGCUGCAUGCCGAUUUAGUGUUUACAGUCGUGGGUCGUAUGGUAAGAGCGCUCCGAUUGGUUGGUGACAGACUGGAUUAGCCAGUGGCUGCACUGUUUAGACGUGUUGACCCAGAGGUUACGUGUCCUUGCGAGUAUAUAAGAGAUAGGCACGAAUGCUCUCAUUGUAUUGCAUGAUUGGGAAGAUCAUUACAGAUGAGGGAGAUCACACCAAAUUACUGUGUUCGGAGGUCGAACAUUUCCCCAAUCCCUAGUGAUUUUAGGCAAUAAAGAUCUAAAUUCUGUGGCAACUUUAGAAUUACUGGGUAAAUUGUUAGAAAGCUGGGUUGGACGGGUGGAUUUAAGCAGGAAAUAAUGUCAGCUAUGUGAUGUAGCUACAUAGACCAAUUGUGUUUGGAGGUUUGAAAGGGUGGUUUGUUUUCAUAGACUGUGUUAAGGAUGUUGUAGGGAUUAAAGUGGGUUAGUGAGGGGUUUGCUUUA
Molecule: messenger RNA, 9999 nt
Organism: Haliotis rufescens (red abalone)
Lineage: Eukaryota; Metazoa; Mollusca; Gastropoda; Lepetellida; Haliotidae
Exons: 2
Coding region: 2138-3451 (437 amino acids)
Molecular function (GO): zinc ion binding; nucleic acid binding
Source: RefSeq, a predicted model, not a curated record